AUGAGCCAGUUUCAGAUGCCAGUGCGCGUCCAGCCGGAACCACCGGGACUUCCCAACUUCCCUCAGGGCAAGGUGAUGCCAGGGAGCUUCAGAGGGCCUGGGCUCCCCACUGGGGUGGCAGGGAGCACAGAGCAGCAGCCUGGGGGGUGUGGAGAUGGCCGGAAAAAGCGAAAAAGAUGCGGGAUGUGUGAGCCUUGUCGGAGACUGGAAAACUGCGGGGCAUGUACCAGUUGCACCAAUCGGAGGACCCACCAGAUUUGCAAACUUCGAAAGUGUGAGCUGCUGAAGAAGAAAGCCAGCCUACUUAAGGAGGUGGAGAUAAAGCCGGGGGACGGAGCCGCUGCUGAACCUUGGGGACAAGCCACCGCCGUGGCAACAGGCUUGGAGGGAAGCCCAGUUGAUGGACCCGUCCCAGGCCGGAUGGACCCAGGGCCGGUGUACCAUGGGGAGGAACGGCGGCUGAACACUCCUAGGGCCCCGGUCAAUGGGGCCGGAGAACCGGCUGGGCCAGGACUGCUGGGGGUUGGAGGAGUAUGGCAGGUCGACCAGAAGCCUGAUUGGGAACCUUCCCCCAGCCCUGCUCAUGCUGCCCACCCAGAAGAUGCCCAUGACCUUGUGGCCUUCUCAGCAGUGGCUGAAGCUGUUUCCUCCUAUGGGGCCCUUAGUACUCGCCUCUAUGAGACCUUCAAUCGGGAGAUGAGCCGAGAGGGUGGCGGCAACCUCAAUGGCCCUCGACCUGGCCCUGAGAGCUAUUCUGCAGGGGGAGAAGACCUGGAUACCCUUCAGACAGCCCUGGCACUGGCCCGCCAUGGUAUGAAGCCACCCAACUGCAACUGUGAUGGGCCUGAGUGUCCUGACUACCUCGAGUGGCUGGAGGGAAAGAUCAAAUCUGUGGCUGUUGGGGGAGGGGAGGACCGGCCUCGACCACCAGAGUCUUUGCCUCCAAGUGAAGUGGGCCUCCCUGCUCCAGCCCUGGGCCCUGGGCCCCUUCUCAGCCCUGACGCUCCCCAGCUGCACUCACCCAAUGGUCUGCCACUUUCAGAGAGUGCCCUAAACAUCGCCAAGGAGAAAAACAUCAGCCUGCAGACAGCCAUCGCCAUAGAAGCCCUCACCCAGCUCUCCUCCACCCUGCCUCAGCCAUCCCCCUGCCCACAGUCCAAGGCCUUAUCCCCAAAUCCUCCGUUUCGACCUCCUCAGUCUUACAUUCGGACCUCCCCAUGGCCUGUGGGCCCACCUGAAGAGCCUCAGUCCUGUGCUCCUGAGAGUUCAGCCUUCCCUCCAGUAGCCCCUCGCACUGAGUAUCCUGAGGUCUGGGGCCCAGACACGUCACCUGUGACACCUUGCACCUCCUGGCCAGUCCCCCGAUCUGGCCCUGACCCAAUGGCCGAGUUGGAACAACUUCUGGGCAGCUCCAAUGACUACAUCCCAUCAUCUUUCAAACGGCCUGAGGCCCUGCCUGCGAAGCCCAAGAUCAAGGUUGAACCCCGAUCCCCCCCUGCCCCUGCUCCCAGUCCCCGGAAAGAGGCACCGACUCCACCUUCAGAUCCUGACACCCACCGAAAGGUCCAGUCAACCCUCCAACAGCACCUGCAUCACAAGCGCAGCCUUUUCCUUGAGCAGAACCAGGGCAGUGCCUGCCCCAGGGCCUCCUCGGUGCCCCCCACCCGGAGCUGGUGGGCCCCUCCAAUUCCUGGGAACCCUCGGCCCUCUGACAAACCAGUCAAGGAAAAGAAGAAGAAACAGCUGCCUGCAGUUGGUGGCCUGGUGGGGGGUGAGAAACGUGCCCUAGGGCUCAAGACGGUCACUCGGAAGAUAGUGCAAAUCAAGAAGCCUAAGGUCCGGGACUCCCACCCUCGAUUCAUGCCUCUACGCCAGAUCAAUCUGGAAGUGUUGAGGAGCCCUGCUCCUGGGGCCCCAAAGGCAGGUGCCACUCCCCCUCUGCCUCCCUGCAGGGGCACCCCCUCCAUGCCCGUAGUCCCAGCCCCUUCCCAUGCAUUAUUUGCACCAGGUCCCUCUGGGGGUAGCCUUUUGCCCCCUACUCAGGAAAUGGCUUGUCCCAGCCUUGCCGCUGCCCUACAGUCUAGCCCCGCUGUCCCUCUGGUCCCUGCUGAUGACAAGCUGGAGGAGCUCUUCCAGCAGUUUGAAGCCGAGUUUGGGGACAACUUUGGCCUUGCAGCUGCACCCCCUGCCCCUGCCUGCUCCCCUGAGCACCUAGCAUCCUGUGUCCUACGCCCUGAGAGCCCCUUUUCUGGACGCUCCCGAAAACAAAUGAAGAUUGAGGCAUCAGGUUCUGUUGCUGUGAUUUCUACCACCUGCCUCGAGGCAGAGGAAGGGGGCCUGGAGACACCCACCAAGCAGGAGCAGACAGCCACUCCCAACCUCCGGGGCUUCCUAGAGUCUCCACUCAAGUACCUGGACACCCCCACCAAGAACCUGCUGGACACCCCCUCCAAGAGAGCUCAGGCUGAGUUCCCCGUCUGUGAGUGUGUUGAGCAAAUAGUGGAGAAAGAUGAAGGUCCAUAUUACACCCACCUGGGGGCUGGGCCCUCUGUGGCAGCCAUCCGAGAGCUGAUGGAGGAUCGCUAUGGAGAGAAGGGGAAAGCGAUCCGAAUUGAAAAGGUUGUUUACACCGGCAAGGAAGGGAAGAGCUCCCGAGGCUGUCCCAUCGCCAAGUGGGUAUACCGACGAUACACUGAGGAAGAGAAGCUGCUUUGCUUGGUUCGCCAUCGCUCUGGGCACCGCUGUGAACAGGCUGUCAUCAUCAUUCUCAUCAUGGUCUGGGAGGGCAUUGGCCCAGAACUGGGCGACACCCUGUACCGGGAGCUGACAGAGACACUUCGCUGCUAUGGGAAUCCCACCACCCGGAGAUGUGGCCUCAAUGAUGACCGAACCUGCGCGUGCCAGGGGAAAGACCCGUCUACCUGUGGUGCCUCCUUCUCCUUUGGGUGCUCUUGGAGUAUGUAUUUCAAUGGCUGCAAAUAUGCCCGAAGCAAAUAUCCUCGAAAGUUUCGCCUCGCAGGGGACAAUCCUGAAGAGGAAGAGAAUCUUCGGAAACACUUUCAGAAUCUGGCCACUCAAGUCGCCCCCCUGUACAAGAAGCUCGCUCCCCAGGCCUAUCAAAAUCAGGUGAACAAUGAAGAAGAAGCAAUAGACUGUCGCUUGGGCCUGAAGCCAGGCCGGCCUUUCUCGGGGGUCACAGCCUGCAUGGACUUCUGUGCUCAUGCCCACAAGGAUCAGCACAACCUGUACAAUGGCUGCACUGUGGUAUGCACACUGACCAAGGAGGACAACCGCUGUGUGGGUCAGAUCCCGGAGGAUGAGCAGCUGCAUGUCCUCCCUCUCUACAAGAUCGCUAACACAGAUGAGUUUGGCAGUGAAGAGAACCAGAAGGCAAAGAUGGCAAGUGGAGCCAUCCAGGUGCUAACUGCUUUCCCCCGUGAGGUCCGCCGGCUACCUGAGCCUGCCAAGUCCUGCCGCCAGCGACAGCUGGAAGCUCGGAAGGCAGCGGCUGAGAAGAAGAAGCUCCAGAAGGAGAAGCUGCUCACUCCAGAGAAGAUCAAGCAAGAAGCUCUAGACAUUCCUGAGCUCACUUCAUUUCCAGGUCUCUCUUUAAAGAAUGGGUUGUCCCAGCAGGCUCUGAAGCCUUCCAUCAAGGUGGAGCCCCCAAAUCACUACAACUCCUUCAAGUACAGUGGUAAUGCGGUAGUGGAGAGCUACUCGGUGCUGGGCAGCUGCCGGCCCUCAGACCCCUACAGCGUGAACAGCGUCUACUCCUGCCACUCCUACUAUGCACAGCCCAACCUGAGCCCCAUCAACGGCUUCCACUCCAAGUUUGCCAUUCCUUCCUUCAGCUAUUACGGCUUCUCUCCCAGCAGCUCUGUCUUCCCCUCACAGUUCCUCAACUACGGUGCCAAUGGCCGAGGCCCCGGCAGCUGGGGAGGCCCCAUUGGGGUUUUCGAUAAGAAGCCGGAUCUCCAGGCCCUGCAGAGCAGCCUGACCCAGGCAUACGGUGGCCCUGAGUUUGCUGAGCUGCCAGGCCAGGCUGUCAGCAGUGACAGCCACCAUACGCCUCACCACCAGCCUGCCUAUCCAGGCCCCAAGGAGUACCUGCUCCCCAAGGGCCACCGGACUCGCCCCACAGCCACAGACCCCUCCCCCUUUGCACAGAGCGGCCCCUGCUUUGGUCAAGUCAUCAAGCAGGAGCCAUGUGAUCGCCUGCCCCAGGCUGAGCCCCUCCCUGGGGUCCCUGGGAACAUGGGCAAGCCCCCUGUUCCUGAGGCCUCCCAGAAUGGGACCAAGGAGCACCUGUGGGGGGGUGCCCACCCAGGCAGCCAGAGUGCUUCUCCAAAGAGGACUAAUGGUGUGAGUGGAACCUGGGGCAUGUUCGCUCCUGGAGAAAGUUCUGUCCUCCCUGACAAACUGGGCUCCUUCGGUGCUAGCUGUCUGCCAGCGGCCCGUCUCCCAGACAGCCAAUGGGGCCUGUUCCCCUCCGAAGGGGGUCAGCCACCCCAGCAGCCACCACUGGGGCCUCCCAAUGGAGCCGGCCUGCUGAGCAAGGCUUGGAGCCCUUGCAAGUUUCGAGAUAGUACUCCCACCUUAAAUGGGCCCAGCCUGGCAGAAAAGCCAUGGGGUGUAGGACCAGACUAUAGCCCUGGUCUCAAAGGAGGUCCAAGCUAUCCAGAAAAGCUCUGGGGGCCUGUGAAAGGGGACGAGGGAAGGACUCCAACCUCCUCAGGGCCCAGCCUACUGGAUAAAGCCUGGCCCUCUUUUGGCAUGACCCUAGGUUCUGGGACCCUGAAGCCUGAGGAAAAGCUGUGGGACUCCUUGAACCUUGGGGAGGUGCCUGCAGAGGGGCCCUCGGACAAGGGGGCAGUGAAGGAAGAGGAGGUAGGUGGCGGUGGGGGUGGCGGUGGUGGCAACAUCAGCAACAACGUGGAGGAGGAAGAUGAGGAAUUGUGGUCUGACAGUGAACACAAUUUCUUAGAUGAAAACAUCGGCGGUGUGGCUGUGGCCCCCACCCAUGGGUCCAUCCUGAUCGAGUGUGCCCGGCGUGAACUGCAUGCCACCACCCCCCUUAAGAAACCCAACCGAUAUCACCCCACCCGGAUUUCACUGGUGUUCUACCAGCACAAGAAUCUCAACCAGCCUAACCAUGGCCUGGCCCUCUGGGAGGCGAAGAUGAAGCAGCUGGCUGAGAGGGCCCGCGCCAGGGAGGAGGCAGCACGGCUGGGCCUGAGCCAUCCAGAAGUCAAGCCCUAUGGGAAGAAGCGCAAGUGGGGGGGGACGGCUGCCCCAGAACCCCAGCAGGAGGAAAAAAAGAACCCAAUCCCCACCCGCCACGUGCCAGCCAUCACCACCGACUCGGUGGUCACCGUCUCCUCUUACGCCUAUACGAAGGUGACCGGGCCCUACAGCCGCUGGAUCUAA
Messenger RNA from Trichosurus vulpecula (common brushtail), 5427 nucleotides. It is a transcript of the gene TET3, whose product is annotated as tet methylcytosine dioxygenase 3. Lineage: Eukaryota; Metazoa; Chordata; Mammalia; Diprotodontia; Phalangeridae. Gene Ontology annotation, biological process: positive regulation of transcription by RNA polymerase II; oxidative demethylation. The transcript has 12 exons. Bases 1 to 5427 code for a protein of 1808 amino acids. Gene Ontology annotation, cellular component: nucleus. Gene Ontology annotation, molecular function: DNA binding; zinc ion binding; DNA 5-methylcytosine dioxygenase activity. The record is from RefSeq and is a predicted model, not a curated record.